GAUCUCAAGAUCAUGCGUCAACUCAAGCAUCAUGAGAAGAAGCUUCUCAAGAAGGCAUGACUUUCUGUCAUGGAAAUCAGACGCCGGGAUGCGCGAGACAAAGGUCAUGAGGCGCUAUCACAUCCAAGAGCGUGAUGACUACCACAAAUACAACACCUUGGUAGGCAAGAUACGCCACCUCUCGUUGCGCCUCUCGACGCUCCCCGCCGAGGAUCCCUUUCGUUCAAAGCAAGAGUCGCAGCUCCUGUCCAAACUCUAUGAGAUGGGCCUGCUCGACACGGGUGCCAAGAUGAGCGACAUUAUGGAAAAGGUGACGGUCAGCGCAUUUUGCCGGAGGAGGCUACCCAUCGUCAUGUGCAGGCUCAGGAUGAGCGAGACAGUCAAGCAGGCAGUCACCUACGUUGAGCAGGGCCAGGUCAGAGUCGGGACAGACGUCAUCACAGACCCAGCAUUUAUGGUGACAAGGAAUCUCGAGGACUUCGUCUCAUGGCUCGACCAGAGUCACGUCAAGCGUACCAUUGCCAAGUACAAUGAUGAGCUCGACGACUUCGACCUCCUUUGAAAGGGGUGACGAUGCUCUUCUUUCUCCUCACUGCGAGUCAUAUCCUCUCUUUACCAUUUGUACAUUAUCGUUCUGGAUUUCAAGCAUAGAUUGGUGUUCUGCUAGCCACCAUCGACG
Molecule: messenger RNA, 679 nt
Organism: Jaminaea rosea
Lineage: Eukaryota; Fungi; Basidiomycota; Exobasidiomycetes; Microstromatales
Product: putative IMP3-component of the U3 small nucleolar ribonucleo protein
Exons: 5
Coding region: 32-562 (176 amino acids)
Biological process (GO): rRNA processing
Cellular component (GO): Mpp10 complex; small ribosomal subunit; small-subunit processome
Molecular function (GO): structural constituent of ribosome; snoRNA binding; rRNA binding
Source: RefSeq, a predicted model, not a curated record